Colletotrichum destructivum is the source of this 1828-nucleotide messenger RNA. RefSeq lists its product as uncharacterized. NCBI's taxonomy places the organism in Eukaryota, Fungi, Ascomycota, Sordariomycetes, Glomerellales, Glomerellaceae. The record is from RefSeq and is a predicted model, not a curated record. Bases 845 to 1627 code for a protein of 260 amino acids. The transcript has 4 exons.
UUCCAUAAACUCAUCUUGUUUAAAUUGACUUGUAGUCACAUCACCCCAAAGGUUUGCGAGUGUCGUCGAGCCUGCAGAUAUAUCUCUCCAUCGUUUUACAGUAUCGUAUGGCAUCCAGGAUGUUUUUCAAACAACAGAGUGUCUCCGGUAACCUGGAUCAUGCUGUUUCUGCCUAGUAUUUCUCAUUCCCCACUGAGUCCACGCCUGUCCGAAGUCCGUAAAGAUGCAAUCCUGGAUUUGUUCCGCCAGGGAUGCUGAAUUGACUCAUGGCUCAUCCAUAGGCCGACUGCGCCCCUUGAGUCUUAUUUAUACUUGGAAGCACCUCGGCGGUCUCUGCAUCUUCCCGAGACACCUAGAAGAAACAACCGGGAUGACGUCUAGCUGAAGCUGCCAAUUGCAACCCCAUCAUAUUGGCGAUGUUCAUUUUGACAUGAGGAUCUGGGGGAUGUGAAUGCAUGCUUACAGCGGGAACAUAGACCUUAAAACAUAGGAAGCACAGCAGCACUGGCGAAGAAGCGGCAGCCUGAUACUUUCAUGUACAUCUGUUUACUCAAACAAAACAUGUAGCAUAAUUCAAAGCUCUCAGACAAGACAGCAUAGGUUGAGGGUGGAAGACAAGCGCAUGAGGUACGAACCCAGUCAUUGGCUCAAUGGAGGACCACUGCAUUUUGGGCCUCAAUAAUGACGCGCCCCACCGGGGGGCCGCUCAGUGAAAAUCUGCAAGCCGCUCACUCACUCACUCACCGUCUUUGACAUCCCAUCCUCAUCGCACUCCGUCCUCGCCUCGCCAGAACAAACUUUGUACACGCCCGGUGAAGAAUUCCUGAUCCAAAAUUAUUGUAAAAUGUCAGCCUACAAUCGAGAUGUCGUCGUCAACUGCCUCAAGAGGCAUUACGAGCUGCUGGUGCGCAUGGGCUACAUGGACAUCUCGGCCGUCGAGCUGCCCCCCGCCGCCGGCUGGGCCGACUCGGAGCUCCGCGUCGACGCGCUCCGGGCCAUGGGCCGCUCCGAGGCCGUGAUCGACCUGCUGCGGCACAUCCCCUACGUCCGCGAGAACGAGGACGCGGACCCCGUCGAGGUCUACACCGAGACGUUCCCUCUCCGGUACCUGCGCGGCGGGCGGUGGUUCGGCGGCAACCCGGGGGAGGAUCUCGGCACGACGCCGCUCCUGGAUCUCGGGUUCGCGCCGUUUGACGGGCCCGUGCCGGCGGACAUGGUGUCGUUGACGCACGCAGACGAAGGCACUUGGUGGUUGAUUGACACCAAGGAAGGAUGCAUUUAUCCUUACGGCACCGAGUUCGACAAGAGCGAAGACCAGGUCCCCGAGGACCGGCAGUGGCUCGCCGUCGACCCGAUGCCCAUUCAGGCCUACUUUGACAAGAUCUACGCCCAGGUCGGCAACUUGGAGGUGGUCCCGGCGCCCCGCUCCGGCAAGUGGGAGGCCAGAGUCGUGGAGGAGUACACCGAGGAGGGCCAGGAGGUCAAAAGGCUGUACGCAGAGUACGGGUGGCCGGAUGCGUUCCUCAGGGAGGAGUUCGUCCAGGCCGUCGAGAGGACGCGUGCGGCGGCCAUCGAGGCGGCGCUCGGGAAUGACGAUGAUGACGAGGACGAUGAGAUGACUGGCUAGAUAGACGAGAGAAAACAAAACACCUUGAGCCCCAUUCAUGACGGAGAAGCCCGCUGGCAUCAAUUGGCCAAUGGGGGAGGGCCCCCAGUUGCUUUACUCCGAGACCGGCAUUACGCUUAACCGUUGUCAAAACAUUAAAGCCUGCGCCCACGGACUCCUCCCCCCCCUACUCAUCCCCUUCCCCUAUGGUCUAUCUAUCCG